UUAUAUUACAGCUAUAAUUAACUAUUAUAAUAUAUAAGGGUACAGGAAUUUUAAUUUUACCUUAGAAUGUUAAAGGCAUAUUUAAUGAAAAUAAAUACAGCUAUAGUUUUCCUGCGCGCGGCGACCAUUCACCGUGAACCGCUGCCGACCGAAUGACGUCCGGCGACCAUCGGCUGCGACCGAUCGGCCCGACAAGUUGUCCGCCGGCCACGAGACGCACGCUUCACUCGUCGUCGUCGGCCGUGAGGAAAGUCGACGACGGCGUCUCAGUGUGGGGCGUAACCGUCCGGUCCAACUGUCAGAUCGCUCUGCCCGUCUUCGGCACGCUGUUCCUGUUCGCCGGCAUAGUGCUCACAGUGAUAUCUUAUGGCUGGGUAACUGGAGGUGGCGAAGACGACUCGAAACGAAAGUUCUACCCGAAGUCUGACAACGGACGAAUAUUGGGACCUAUAUGUUUGGUCGUGUCGAUCGUAAUGUUCAUUGCAACAGCAGUGCUCCGGACAAUCAGCACAAACGCCCGUUUCCGGCAAACUCGUGUCGGAUUCCACUGUCCCGUGCACGGUGACUUCUUUCCAAUCAGUCCCGGACCCGAUCCGAGGAAAUUCUCCUUUUCUACGGAAAACCUUGCCAAAGACCCGUGGAGAUGCAACUGUUUGAAUCGACCGAAAGCAGACUCGCAGGAAACAUUAGCCGUCGAAGACUCGCCCCCGCAAUGUCCACACAACGGCGUGCACGGGAGCACCACCAGGAGUCCGAGUCCCGUGUCCACUUGUCCGACGCCAAAACCGUUUUUGAUAUUCACCGAUUCCGCGCAUGGUGCUUGCAAGGAACUUUACAGCGGAAACACUCUAUUCCCGGACGAACCGUUCGGAUCGAUUCGAUCUCUGUCGGUUCCCAACGACAACCUGACCGUGGCGUGUUUUCCCGUCGAACGCUCGUCCGAACAGUAUUUGAACGUGCCUGAAGAUGCUUGGUCCCACAAGAGAUUGAGUUGCCCGAGUCUGCCAUCGGCGGGAGACGAAUUUCCGCAGCCGGUUCACAAGCCUCUAACUCCACAGGUUGUAAAGGUGACGCGCGAAAUUAAAUUCGUCACGCCUAUAGACAAGAGUCCAUGAAUAUUUAUUAACUAACCAUGUCAAACAUUCCUGUCACUAAUCAGAUUUACGACGAUUUACAAACAUAUUUCAUGAAUUCAAUAAUUUGUGGCUUUCAUAAAUGUGAUAAAUGAAUAGUUAAUUAUAUAGACAUACUAUACGUUAAGUCUAGGGGCCAGUUUUUUCUACACAUAAUCUUGUACGAUAUCUAAACUAAGUGAUAAAAUUAAAGUAAAAUUAUUUUCUUAAUAGUAUAAUAUAUAUAUCUGUUAAGAAAAAAAAUCACAAACCAACUUUUUAAAUAAACUUCCUGCGUUCAUUGUGACAAAUAACAUUGUAUUUUUCACAAGUUAUGAAUUUAAUCAAUUAGCUAGGUAGGUAUAUUUACUAUAGCAGAUACUAUAUUGUAUAUUAAGUAGGUACUUUUAAAAUGUUUGGUAUUAUUAGCACAAUAUUGUAAAUCAUUUUAAUCAUAAUAAUAUAUUAUAAUAAUUCCAUGUUAUAAAUAUAUAAGAUAACUAUAACUAUAUGUGUUCAAAAUUCAUUUCAAAAUUAAAUUUAUUAGGUAACCGCUAGAUUAUAGCCUAUAGGCGACAACUAUAGUAGGUUCGAAAAAAAUCUCUUAAUACCUAUUAGGUUAGGUUAGGUACUCAUACCUUAAAUAUUUAUACAAUUUGUAUUGCUACCUCGAAACUUGUUUAGGUUCUUAUUUACUAAAUCUUCAGAUUUAGUUUUAAUUUUAAUCUCGAAUUAUAAUAUAAAUAAUUAAUAUUAUAAUAUUAAGUACCUACCUACUUCAGGUAUUUGAAAAUUGCAAAUAAAAAACAUUUUACCGGCUAUAAUACAUUAAUAUUACACAUUUUUGUAAUUUUUAUUCUAAAAAUACCUACUGAUAUUUAUUAUAAACUCAAAAAUGAAUGGUGUGCGUUUAUAUUAUAGUUAAUAGUAUUUUGUAUCUGACAUUUUCUUAAAAUAUUUAUCUAUUCGAAUUUAAACAGAUGGGAAAUUAAUAAUUACGUUGAUUGUGGAUAUUAUACGUUAUUUGUGUGCAGUUUUUAUCCGUUAUAGGUUAGGUUACUACAAUACUACAAGCGAUUUAAAAAAUGUUUCACCUUCAUAUUGUAAGAAUGGCAAUUUAUUUUUGUUGAAUAUACGUCAUAAAUAAAUAAUGUAGUAUAUUCAGCAUUUGUUUAACUUAAUUAAUUAUUACUAUAUUAUUAUACUUGUGACUAAAUUUUUAUAUAUUAAUUAUUAACAAUAAUUUCCUAAAUCUUUUAAAGUUGAAUACUAUUGUAAUUUAUGUUUAUUAAACGUGAAUUUAAUAUUUACCAUUAUUUACCUACAAUUUACAAAUGUAAGUACAAAAUAUAUUAUGUUUUAUAAUUUGAUAUCUUAAAUAUGUAAUAAACACCAUACAACAUUAUAAAAAAUACAUAAAAUAUAGUCGAAUGACAACUUACGAGUAUUAACUGAAGUUGGUGUGUGAAGUUUAAAAUACAAUUGUUAUAUAAAACUCAGAGAAAAUCUUAAAUACAUGAACUAUUUCCAUGUCGAAAACUCACAAUAUUUUCUAAUUCGCUUCUCCAUCACACAUAAAACAACUCUUCAUAUUUCUAGAUAUAUUAUAACAUUUAUAAAUUAUUAAUUUUAUAAAAUAAAUUGUAUAUUAAAUUAUAUUAAAUUAGUACUCAUUUUUAGAUUAUUAGAAAUUUUAAUAUUAACUAUAUAUUAUAAGUUUAUAACAUAAUAUUGUUCUGUUUUUGGUAUAGCUAGAUGACCAUCAAAGUGAAUUCUGUUCUACAUGGAAAAUGAAAACCUACAACAACAUAGAUUUCGUCAUAAAAUAUAGUAAAACACCAAUCAUAAGUUCUUGUGUUUAAUAGCAUAAUAUCUAAUAUUACUAAGAACUUAAACGUAUUAAUAAUCCACACACUGCAGCAGAUGACGAAUAGAGAACAUUAUUUUCAGCCCACACACAUCUCAGACCGAACGCAUUUCCCUCACGACCUCAUAUUGCAGUUUACCACAAAUGACCGGGUAAGAUAAAAAAAACCGACAUGUUUACACACAUGUUUUUUUGUACCAUCCUCGUGUAAAUGUUGAGAAAUUUUAAGUCUAUCGCGUAUUGUUUAUAUUUACUUUCCAUUCGAAUAUAAACCAACAGCGAUGUAUAGGUAUAUAUAUAAAUAAUUAGAAUAUGUUUUUACGAACCGGAUAAUAUUUAAAUAAUAUACACACACAUAGUUUAUUAAAUAAACAACGAUCCAACAAAGGUUAUUGCCCUAACCACCGUCGGUUCUUGAGCAACGGUGGCUGGUUACGAUCUGCAGAACAAUGUGGGAAUAUUUUGAUGUAUACCUACGAAUUAAUAGGUAGGUAUGGAUUAU
This is a messenger RNA of Metopolophium dirhodum (rose-grain aphid), 3481 nucleotides long. RefSeq lists its product as uncharacterized. The record is from RefSeq and is a predicted model, not a curated record. Lineage: Eukaryota; Metazoa; Arthropoda; Insecta; Hemiptera; Aphididae. The transcript has 6 exons. Bases 153 to 1115 code for a protein of 320 amino acids.